Daucus carota subsp. sativus is the source of this 1032-nucleotide messenger RNA. RefSeq lists its product as uncharacterized. The transcript has a single exon. The record is from RefSeq and is a predicted model, not a curated record. NCBI's taxonomy places the organism in Eukaryota, Viridiplantae, Streptophyta, Magnoliopsida, Apiales, Apiaceae. The coding region runs from base 76 to 786 and encodes 236 amino acids.
GUUAAAUUGGAUAAGAGGUCUCGGAGCUCAAAUACAGUGCGCGAGUAUUUAAAUCUCUGUGAUAUAAAUAAUAAAAUGGGAAAUUGUCUGUUUGGAGGGCUAGGGGACGACGAAAAUGAAGUGAUAAAAGUCAUAACAUCUAGCGGUGGAGUCAUGGAGUUUUACGAGCCGACUACAGCAGAGAGCAUCACUGACGAAUUCCCCGGCCAUGUCAUUUUUAGAAGCCACGAUCUUUUCUGGAAUCCAAUUCCUCACAAUGAAAUGUUAUCAACAGGCAAUUCGUACUACCUCCUCCCACUCCCUCCUCUCAACAAAAAAUUCAAUCCAAACAAAGCAAAUGCAGCUGGUUUGGACUACGCGCAGCAACAUCAGCUACAAAUAGGCCACGUGAGAUCCAAAAGCCGCAUUCCUUCUGCACAUUGUCCGUCUACAACUGCGCCUUAUCGGAUGUCAUUUGAUCAUUGUAGCCGCAAAGUGUUCAAGAAAACAUCGCCUUUACGCAGACAAGCAGGAUCAGGAGGCUUGAGGCUAAGUGCGGAAAGCAAUAGAAGUAAUAGUGACAAGUGCAUGUCAAGAUGCGGCAUUUGGAAGGUUAAGCUGGUAAUAAGCCCUGAACAGCUUGCGGAGAUACUGUCACAAGAGGCCAGGACUGGAGAGUUAAUUGAGAGCGUCAGAACAGUGGCUAAGUGCGGAAAGAAUAACAACAAUUGUCCCUCUUCAUCAUCUGAGUCCGCCUUUUCAGACCUCUGGGGCCUGGCUGUCUCGACGUCCGAUUCCAGGAAUUGAUUUAUUUGUUGUUAGUGUGCGCCCAUUACACAUAUUAGAAAAUCCGUUAAUUAUAUAUUUAUUUAUUUACAUUAUCACCUGCACGCUUUGGAGAGAUUUGUAUAUUAAUGUGUGUGCAACUUCAUUCAGAAAGUUGGAACUUCUGAUUAUGUAAUGUUUUGGUUUGUUGACACAGAGCCUUGCAAUUUUUGGCAAGAACUCUUUAAGUAUUACUUCUAACUAAUUCCAGGAGCUAAUUAAAGUGAU